This is a messenger RNA of Papilio machaon (common yellow swallowtail), 1088 nucleotides long. Its product is annotated as elongation of very long chain fatty acids protein 4-like. Gene Ontology annotation, molecular function: fatty acid elongase activity. Gene Ontology annotation, cellular component: endoplasmic reticulum membrane. The transcript has 6 exons. Lineage: Eukaryota; Metazoa; Arthropoda; Insecta; Lepidoptera; Papilionidae. The record is from RefSeq and is a predicted model, not a curated record. Gene Ontology annotation, biological process: sphingolipid biosynthetic process; very long-chain fatty acid biosynthetic process; fatty acid elongation, polyunsaturated fatty acid. Bases 201 to 1088 code for a protein of 295 amino acids.
ACGUCAAGGGUAUGCCAAUAAAUAAAACAUUUAUCGAGUUUAAAUGCCUAUGUUAUAAAAUACUGUUUUAUAAAACAGUUCACUCGACAAAUAUAUGUUGAUAGCCUCGGAGGGAAUUAGAACUAAAUUGAAGUUGAAAGAAGUCUGGUUAAGCAGUAAUUUAUAUUAUAAAAAAUAAUUUCUUACAACGUGAAAUCAAAAUGGAAGAAGUAUUAAAGGAAAAUUAUCUAAAAUAUGAUAAGAUACCAAAGAAUUGGACUGCACCUCGUUCAAUUGGAGCGGCAGGAGUGGUCAUUGGGAUUUACUUGCUGGUCGUAUUAAAAUGGCUUCCCGCCUUCAUGGUGAAAAGGAAACCAUUUCAAAUGAAACCACUAUUACUAUCUUAUAAUAUCUUUCAAGUUGUCUUAUCCGGAUACAUGACGUAUAUUUAUGCAGAUUACGUUUGGAACUUUGGUAUAUUUCCAUUCAGAUGCCCACAAAACAAUCCAGAUAUUAUUGGCGCAGCAGCGAACAAUAUUUAUCCAUAUUUCGUGGCGAAGCAUUUGGACUUACUUGACACAGUGUUCUUUAGACUUCGUAAGAAGGACAAUCAGGUGUCUUUCCUUCAUUUAUAUCACCACAGCAUAAUGGUAUUGUGGGGUUGGCUGUACUACAUGUACCUACCGACGGACCACUUCGUUAUCACCGGCCUAUUGAACAACUUCGUGCACGUCCUAAUGUACAGUUAUUACGGCAUUACUUGCCUAGGACCUCGCUUUGUUAAAUAUGCUUGGUGGAAGAAACACUUGACAAAGAUACAACUGGUGCAAUUUGUAUUAGCGGUGACAAAUCUGUACUUCCAACAAAAGUGGACCCCAUGCCCCUUGCCUCUUGGUUUCCAUUACUUUGCAUCAGGAACAUUAAUGUCAUUUUUCUUCCUCUUCCUUAAUUUUUACUUUAAAAGUUACAAAAUGCGUAAAGAUCUCGAAAACAAACAAAAGGAUAUAGAUAAUAAAUCAAACAUGGGCAAUAUGAACGGUAUCAAAAGCAGUUACAUAUCAGAAAAAGAAUUCGAAGCUGCAUUAUUUUCACCUUUAAUAACUUUCUAG